AUGUCCUCAUCAACAACCAUGCAGGGGAGAAGGGUUGGCCCCCUGGACAAGCGGAGGCGGAUGACGCGCUGCCUCGGCUGUGCGAAGCGACGCAUCAAGUGUGAAGGUGGCUUUCCAUGUGUUCAUUGCAUUCGACAAAAUACGAUGUGCAUUGCCCAGCAGCAAUCGGGACAUGGUAUGACUCAGUUUGUCAACAAAACCCAGCGAGAUGAUUUUGGUGGAGGCCAUCAAAUUUUCAGUCAGGAGGGCACAGCUAUUAGAAAUAGGCACAGCUCCGAGGCUCACCCGCUUGACUUCAUCGGGAAGGAUAAGGGUACCCGCCUUCUUGAUUAUUUUGCCUCUUUUAUUCAGGAGAAUAUGUUCACGACGGGCUUCUCAACAAUACUUCCGGAGCUGCUUCCUCUAAUUUCAACUUCCCCAGUCCUGUACCAUGCAGUGAUAGCGGUUGGUGCUUUGGAUGUAAACCGACAUACAUGUGGGCGCGCAUUACAGGGAGAGAAACCACCCAAGGUGGAUGCCAUGACCUCAUACCAUAAGUCAAUGGGUAUCUUGCGGUCAUCUCUGGGAAAAGGCAAUGUGACGCAAAGAGAGGACAUUCUCUGGGCCACAUUUUUCCUGGGGCUGUUUGAGUUGCUCUCAGAUGAUUCGGGCGAAGGCUGGGUCACACAUAUGCUCUAUGGAACAUCAAGAAUACUCCAGCUUGCAGGACCAAGCGAUUGCAUGUCAUCAGCCCGAAGGAUGUUUUACGACCUGUUCCGUGUUCUCGAAGCCAGCCGAGCAUUACUUUUUAAUGAAGAAACGAUCCUUUCACAGCAAUGCUGGCUUCAACUCCAGAACUCCCUGUCAAGCAAUUCCACUGGGUGGGAUCCCAUGGAAGAAAUAAUAACCCUCAUGAUUGAGGCAUCCAGCUUCAGCCUACGAGCUGGUGCUAUAAUUGAUAUGAUUCCUCAACCAGAACGGUUCACUGAUCCAGCUGUUGCUCUGGUUGCGGCUGAAGGACUCAAUCUCCAAGAAACCAUUUAUAACUGGCACACGAGGACCCUGCUGCAGUUGGUCCAGGAUGGUCCUGAUCAAAAUUUAAACUUAGCUUUGCUAUAUUAUCACGCUCUGCUGAUCUUCCUUUCUGGCAAUUACGACUAUUUCCCAUACUGGGACAACAUUCCAGCCCCGGUGUUAACCCCUGCUGAAGUUUGUGAACACCUGAGUACGAUCCUGUAUCUCUCGGCCGAGGUCUUGCGACACUCCAAAAUUCCGGGAGUGAUGCUGUUCUUUCCAGUAACUGUUGCAGGGGCUCGAGCCCGGACGAUUGAUCAAAGAUUCGAGAUACUGAAUCUGCUGGACCUGGUCUUCUCUAAAGGAUUUGUGGUCGCAAACAAGAUACGGGAUAAUUUGCUGGAACGGUGGGCCGAGAGGGAACAGACGAUGCAUCUGGCCACAUAA
This is a messenger RNA of Penicillium canariense, 1440 nucleotides long. RefSeq lists its product as uncharacterized. Gene Ontology annotation, biological process: regulation of DNA-templated transcription. The record is from RefSeq and is a predicted model, not a curated record. The transcript is spliced from 4 exons. Bases 1 to 1440 code for a protein of 479 amino acids. Gene Ontology annotation, molecular function: zinc ion binding; DNA-binding transcription factor activity, RNA polymerase II-specific. NCBI's taxonomy places the organism in Eukaryota, Fungi, Ascomycota, Eurotiomycetes, Eurotiales, Aspergillaceae.